Phytophthora nicotianae INRA-310 is the source of this 3597-nucleotide messenger RNA. RefSeq lists its product as hypothetical. Gene Ontology annotation, biological process: intracellular protein transport; endoplasmic reticulum to Golgi vesicle-mediated transport; intra-Golgi vesicle-mediated transport. Gene Ontology annotation, cellular component: Golgi membrane; COPI vesicle coat; endoplasmic reticulum. The transcript has 9 exons. Gene Ontology annotation, molecular function: structural molecule activity. The record is from RefSeq and is a predicted model, not a curated record. Lineage: Eukaryota; Oomycota; Peronosporomycetes; Peronosporales; Peronosporaceae. The coding region runs from base 78 to 2873 and encodes 931 amino acids.
AAAAGAGGCGUCAGAUCUCCCACUUCGAGCCACGCGGCUAAUACUCGAUCCAAGGUAGCCAGAAGGAGCGAUCGAUCAUGAAACUGGGAGCGAACCAGGACACUUACGGCGCCGGGGGCGACUCUGGCCGCGGAGGAUCAUCCAUGACCAUCUCGUCCGUCAUGGCGGACAUCAAGGAGAAGUUUAAGAACGACGAGGAGGACCAGGUAUCGCCGUUCCAGGGUCUGGACAAGGCCACGGUGCUACAGGAGACCAAGAUCUUCUCAGAUGCCAACACGGUGACUCGCCACCCUAAGAAAUGCUGCCAGCUGAUCACCAAGCUGCUCCACAUUCUCACUCAGGGUGAGCCUUUCACCAGCGCCGAAACCACCGCUGUUUUCUUCGGCGUCACGAAGCUCUUCCAGUCCAAAGAUGCCAAUCUGCGCCGUAUGAUGUAUCUGUUUAUUAAGGAGGUGGCCGAAGCCACUGCAGCCGACGAGGUCAUUAUUGUGACCCAGAGUCUGACCAAGGACAUGAGUUCCGACGUGGAUCUGUACCGAGCUAACGCUAUUCGAGUGCUCUGUCGUAUCAUCGAUGGCUCCAUGUUGAACGCUAUUGAGCGCUACAUCAAGCAGGCCAUUGUGGACCGCAACGCUCUUGUUGCUAGUUCAGCUCUGGUGUCGGGUAUCCACCUGAUCAAGAACAACCCAGAGAUCGUGCGUCGUUGGGUGAACGAGGUGCAGGAGGCCGUGAACUCUACGCACGACAUGGUGCAGUACCACGGCGUCUCGCUCCUGUAUCAGAUCCGUCAGCACGACAAACUCGCUGUGUCCAAGUUCAUCACACAGCUUCAGAAGACCAACCUGCGCUCCAGCCUCGCUACUUGCUUGCUCAUCCGUUACACGGCGGCUCUCUUGCGAGAAAACGCGAAUGGCCAGGAUGCUGCUCCACUAUACGCGUUUUUGCAAAAGAUGCUGCGUCAGAAGAACGAGAUGGUUAUCUACGAGGCUGCCAAGGCUCUAUGCGCACUGCCAGUGGACGCGCGUGACCUGACGCAGGCAAUUGUCGUGUUACAGUUGUUCCUGGGUUCUUCGAAGCCUACACUCCGCUUCGCUGCGGUGCGGACUCUCAGUCAGGUGGCACUGACGCAGCCCAUGCUCGUGACGCGCUGCAAUGAAGACAUGGAGGCGCUUAUCACGGACUCCAACCGAUCUAUUGCGACUCUAGCCAUCACCACCCUCCUGAAGACUGGUGCCGAAUCUAGUGUCGACCGUCUGAUGAAGCAGAUCUCCACGUUCAUGGGCGACAUCGCUGACGAGUUCAAGAUCGUCGUUGUGGAGGCCAUUAAGAACCUGUGCUUGAAGUACCCUCAAAAGCACCGCGUGCUGCUUAACUUCCUGGCCAACUUCCUUCGUGAAGAGGGUGGAUACGAGUUCAAGAAGACGAUUACGGACGCUAUUCUGUUCUUGAUCGACCGUAUCCAGGAGUGCAAGGAGACUGCUCUGCUUCACCUGUGCGAGUUCAUCGAGGACUGCGAGUUCACCCAGUUGUCGACAAAGAUUCUACGCGUGCUGGGUCAGAAGGGACCGACCACAUCGGCACCAGCGCGAUACAUUCGUUUCAUCCGUAACCGUGUUAUUCUGGAGAACGCACCGGUACGCGCUUCGGCCGUUUCAGCUCUUGCUCAGUUCGCUAUUCGCGUGGCGUCGCUCCGCGUUAGCGUAUCAUCGCUGCUGCAGUGCUGCAAGCUUGAUGAUGAUGAUGAAGUGCGUGACCGUGCUACCAUGUAUCUUGCCAUUCUGGAGGGCGACGAGGUCACUAGUCGUACUCUUCUUGUAGAGGACUUCCCCAUGAGCGUCGCUGCACUGCAGAAGUCUAUUGACCAGUACGAACUGCGCCCCGCGGAAGGUCCGCUUACGUUCGAGGCCUUGCCCCACGUCGAAGUGGUCGAGGAUGUCGUCGAAGCGAGCGCAGACGACACCGAGGCUGACAAUGAGCCGGUACAAGCGGAUGCUGCGCCGGAGCCGCAGGACGUUGCGAAGGAGCUGUACACGAUCCCGGAGUUUGCCGAGCUCGGUGCUCUUUUCCGUUCAUCCAAGCGUCUGGAGCUUACGGAAGCCGAGACAGAAUACGUCGUCAGUUGCACGAAGCACGUGUUCGCGAAGCACAUUGUGCUCCAGUUCAAGGUGCUUAACACAGUGAGCGACCAGCUUCUCACGAACGUGAACGUUGGAUUCGUGAUGGAACCAGAAGAAGUGUGGCAGGUACACUCGGUGGUCCCGCUGGAGAAGCUGGCCUACGGCAAGACUGGCUCGUGCUACGUGUGCUUGCAGUACACUGGCGAUGGCGUCUACCCCAUCGUCCAGCUUGCUAACGUUGAGUUGAAGUUCAAGGUACACGAGGUGAACCCAUCGUCCGGUGAGGUUGAAGACGAUGGCUUUGACGAGGAGUACCCAAUGGAGGAUAUUGAGAUCAGCUCGUCGGACCUGAUGGCAAAAGUUCCUGUUAAUGACUUCCGUUCGGCCUGGGAGCACAUCGGCGACGGUGCCGAGGUAAAGGGCAGCUAUGGUCUGAAGUACAAGAGCCUUGUGGAGGGUGUGGCUGCUGUAAUCGAGAACCUUGGCAUGCAACCCUGCGAGAACACGGCUGUGCCGCAACCUAAGGCAAAGGCGCACAUUCUGCUGCUGUCUGGCGUGUUUGUUGGCGGCGUCAAGGCGCUGGUGAAGUCGAGAAUAUCGUUGGAUGAACAGAGCGGCAGCAUGAUCCUGCAGGUACGUCAUGGCUUGUGUAGAUGUAUAACCACACAUAGUAUUACUGCUAACGUAUUGCAUUGUGUAGAUGGCUGUGCGUUCGGAGGCGGAAGAAAUCAGUCAGACUAUCAUGGACUGCAUUAGAUAAGAAGCCUGCGUUCGUCGUCCGGGGUGUCCGGCGGUCGUGUCCAUCAGGCAAAAUGAAAUACAACGUGGUACUGCUCAUGGAGAGGAACAUUGGCAAACGUUAGGACGAGAGGAGCACACGGACAAGGAGUAGCAGAACAAGUAGCGAGGCUACGGUAAAUGCUUGCCCUCUCAAAACAAAAUGGACACUGUUUGUGAUUGAUUCUAGUUGUUUGGCUACGAUUGCGUCGUGACAUCCAAGAGACCUUCAGACCACAGUCGUAGAAGCAUUCCGCGCACUGCGGUCUCAUCGGUAGCAGCCUCUGCUAGCUCGUCAAUCGAUGCACCAGACUUGGAGGCAGCAUACAACUUCAUGAGCGCAGGCGCCAAUUCUCCCGGGAAUACGAUGCUCUUUGGUUGAGGAGGCAUUUGUCCUAGCGCAGCGCUGGGGUCUUCGUCUUCGUCGUCGCUCUGGUUGUCGCCAUGGUCACCGUCAGCACUGCCAGUCUCAGCAUCCUCGCCACCGUCACUACCAUCUUCUUCUUCUUCUUCACCUUCGCCUCCCUCAUCUCCAUCUCCACCGUCACAUGUGCACAGGCCCAUGUGAUGCCGCCUGCAGUUGUGCAACGAGAAGUAGACGGCGAUAAAAGCCUCUUUCAUCUCGUCUUCACCUAUCGACAAGCGGAUAUGAGAGCGGUUCUUGAAGCAAAUGGUGACGUUGCCGUCAAGCGGACUCGGGCCG